AUUUGAUGAAAUUUUCGUAGUCAUUGAAUAUUAAUCUUUAUUCAUUUAUUUAUCUUUAGGGUUAGCUAUAAAUAGCCCUCGAGUUAAGAGUUUCACAGUGGAGCCAUUUCAGACGCAUUUUGCUUUUUAUUAUGUUUCCUAAUUUAAUUAAUUAAUCAUCUGAAUUAAAAAUUUCAAGCUUCACGGUGUUCAACAAAAUGCUGCCACAGCGCCUUUUCCGCGUUUCCAGGUUCACCAACGCCGCCGUCACCAACUGCCGGAUCUCCUCGCCGUUCGCCGCCGCGCAGGCCGGAGCGACGAGCAGUCUCGCCUCAGAUCCAGGCGACGACGGCGUUUUCCAACGAUUCCUCAACAACCAAUCGCCUCCGGCGGCGGCGGCGGCCGAUCUCCGGUUCCUCCCGAGCGGGGAGACGCUUCUGGAGAAGCUCCGGGGAAUGGACAUUGCGAGGCAGAGGAUCCGGCUGGACGCCCUCAGGCCGCCGCCCGCGGCGGAGGCGGAGGCGGAGGAGAAGGAGUCUCCGCCGGAGGGUGCGAUCACGGUGAAGGACGCCGUGAAGAUCCUGAGGCUGUCUCAGCUUGAGGCGGUGAAAUCUAGGCUGAGGCAGAUCGAGAGGAACUGUAUCCCUUACCCUGAAUUUGUGCAAAUUUGUGCUAGGGAUUGCUCGAGCGUUGAUCAAGGGCUGGAAUUCGCUAAGAUGCUCGAUCAAUCGGGGAACGUGAUUGUUCUCGGGAACACGGUGUUCCUCAGGCCUGAACAGUUGGUGAAAGCGGUGCGAGGACUAAUCCCUGUUCCCACACCAGCCCCCGCCAUAGAUGACUCAAGAAUGCAAGAACUCCGUGAAUUGGAGAAGAAGAAAUCCGAAAUCGACAGCAAGGCGAAAUCGCUGGUCCAGCGUGAGCUAUGGUGUGGGCUCGCGUACCUGAUUGUCCAAACCGCAACUUUCAUGAGGCUGACCUUUUGGGAACUAUCGUGGGACGUGAUGGAGCCCAUUUGCUUUUGCGCGACCUCGCUUUAUUUCACGGGUGGAUAUGCUUUCUUUUUGAGGACAUCAAAGGAACCGAGUUUCGAGGGGUUUUUUCAGAGUAGGUUCGCGGCAAAGCAAAAGAAGUUGAUCAAGGCUGAGAGGUUCAAUAUCGAGAGGUAUAAUGAGCUGAAGAAAGUUUGUUAUCCGUACUCGUCGGAUGAGGAAACGGGCAAUAAAAAUGUCAUGUUAACUUCGUCUUAUCGUUCUUCUUCUCCAGCUGUGCUCUAAUCAAAGUUGUAUACUGUGAUUUGAUCAUGUUUCAAUAAGAAAAGAGAAUGAUAUUGUUGUUGUUGUUGUUGUUGUUGUUUUUAGGCU
Striga asiatica is the source of this 1340-nucleotide messenger RNA. NCBI's taxonomy places the organism in Eukaryota, Viridiplantae, Streptophyta, Magnoliopsida, Lamiales, Orobanchaceae. The record is from the annotation of a GenBank genome assembly.